This is a messenger RNA of Ceratitis capitata (Mediterranean fruit fly), 961 nucleotides long. RefSeq lists its product as uncharacterized. The transcript has 2 exons. The record is from RefSeq and is a predicted model, not a curated record. The coding region runs from base 130 to 882 and encodes 250 amino acids. NCBI's taxonomy places the organism in Eukaryota, Metazoa, Arthropoda, Insecta, Diptera, Tephritidae.
UCUUAGUCUAAUCGCUAUAUUUGUAUUUGAUAUCUUUGAUUAGGGGCCACUGUAUCUAAAUCAUUAGUAAUUUAAAAUCGAUAGUUUCCUAACAAUCCUAACGAGCAAGUGAUUUUGUUUGAUGAAAAAAUGUCGUUUUUGGAAUGUUGUAUUUGCUUAGAAGAUUUAACGAGUUCGGAAGAUGUGCACAGUACUAAUUGUGGCCAUAUAUUUCACAAGAAAUGUUUGGAUGAAUGCAAAAAAUGUUUAACUACGUUUUUGUGCCCUCAAUGUCGCCAACCUAACCCAUCAUCCCAUAGGAUAUAUUUAAGCCUGUCAAGCACAGAAAACGUUGAUAUGAUAAAAGCUGAACUAAAGAUGGCCGAGUUAAAAUUACAGGAUUUGGAAAAUAGUUCAAUAUCGCUAAAUCAACAAGAUAGUAAUUUGUUUUGUCAGCCAUUCCAAUUGAAAGGAAUUAUAAUAAAAGGAAUUCCCAAAACCGAUUUAAAAACUCCUAUAAUCGAUACUGUCUUAAUGCUAGCGAAUAUAAUGGAGCUACCAUGUCAGAAUUCUGAUAUUGAAGCGGUAUCUUUUUUUGGGCGAAAAAUACUACUACAGACUCGGACUCCACAACAGAAAUUCAAUUUGGUAGUAAAAUUCACCAGUCAAAAAAUUAAAUAUAUGUUUCUGGAUAAGAGUGAAAAGCUUUGCCCUAAAGGAAUAAUAGUCAGCGACUUUAUGGAUGAAGACACUAAUGAAUUAUUUCAAUAUGCCAAAUCUCUUGAAACACACGGAUAUGAGCACAUAUUUUACAGACAUAAUGGCAUUUUUGUACAGAAAACUAACGGAGAUACUGUGCUUCGUAUAUGCAACAAAGAAGACGUUGAUAAUUUGCUUAUAUAAUGCCCCAUACAUUGAACAUUUGGUUGAAUUUUUUUUUACAUUGGAGAAUAAAUAUGAAUAUAAUAAUAUAAAAUAACAA